Molecule: messenger RNA, 1187 nt
Organism: Phlebotomus argentipes
Lineage: Eukaryota; Metazoa; Arthropoda; Insecta; Diptera; Psychodidae
Product: alpha/beta hydrolase domain-containing protein 17B-like
Exons: 4
Coding region: 157-1044 (295 amino acids)
Biological process (GO): protein depalmitoylation
Cellular component (GO): endosome membrane; plasma membrane
Molecular function (GO): palmitoyl-(protein) hydrolase activity
Source: RefSeq, a predicted model, not a curated record
AGAAUCGCCAGCAGCGCCGCGGUGUGUGUUUCUGGCGCAGCUCAGUGACAGUGUGUGCAAAUCCUGGAGUGUCUGUGGCGAGGGCAGGAAAUACAGUGUUUUUGUGCUUUGGGCGGUUCUGUGAGACUCUCUCGUGGGGUGAAAUAUUUGCAAGACAUGCCACCGGAGGCGAAAACGAUGAACGGGCUGAGCUUCAGUGAGCUGUGCUGCCUCUUCUGCUGCCCGCCCUGCCCUGGCCGGAUCGCGUCGAAGCUGGCCUUCCUGCCGCCAGAGGUGUCGUACGAGCUGAAGGCGGACGAGGGCUCCGCCACCAAGUACGCCCUGGUGCUGCUGGAGAAGGCCGACUGGCAGUACUCUGAGCGCGAGAAGGAGUUCUUCGAGGCCUUCUUCACGCGCUCCACGCGAGGCAACCGGAUCGCCUGUCUCUUCGUCCGCUGCAGCUCGAAUGCCAGGUUCACGCUGCUGUUCAGCCACGGAAACGCCGUGGACUUGGGCCAGAUGACCAGCUUCUUCGUCAGUCUGGGCAAGCAGAUCAACUGCAACAUCUUCAGCUACGACUAUUCCGGCUACGGCAUGAGCACGGGAAAGCCGUCGGAGAAGAAUCUCUACGCGGACAUCGACGCCGCGUGGCACGCGCUGCGGACGCGCUACGGCAUCAGCCCGGAGAACAUCAUUCUCUACGGCCAGAGCAUCGGAACGGUGCCCACAGUGGAUCUCGCCAGCAGAUACGAGGUCGGCGCCGUGAUACUCCACUCGCCGCUCAUGUCUGGCAUGCGGGUGGCCUUUCCCGCCACGAAGCGCACGUGGUUCUUCGACGCAUUCCCCAGCAUCGACAAGGUGCCCAAGGUGACGUCGCCGGUGCUGGUGAUCCACGGCACGGAGGACGAGGUGAUUGACUUCUCGCACGGCGUCACGAUCUACGAGAAGUGUCCGCGCGCCGUGGAGCCGCUGUGGGUGGAGGGCGCCGGCCACAAUGACGUGGAGAUGUACAGUCAGUAUCUCGAGAGGCUGAAGCAGUUCAUCUCUGUGGAGCUGGUCAACUGACAAAAGCAGAACUCCGCCAACAACAGCGCUCAAGAGGCUGCUUCCGGUGACGACAUUCUGCACGCUUCCAUCACGAUCAGCUCAUCGCCGACCAACAAUUCUACGACUGAGAAGUUGCUCUAGCAUCAGGCGCCCGGCGUCUC